AGAGCAGAAGUCCACAGUCCAGGCGUCCGGAAGUGCCUGGGCCACAGGCUUCCGGUGAGGGUCGGGAAGGAUGGCGGUGGCCACCAUGUUCCCGGGUCUGGCACGGAUGCUUGCUCUGCCAAGGCGCCACCUAGUGUCACCCUCGCUCAGCACGACAUCAUUCAGCCGUUUCUACAGAGGUGACAGCCCAACAGAUUCCCAAAAAGACAUGAUUGAAAUCCCUUUGCCUCCGUGGCAGGAGCGAACUGAUGAGUCCAUAGAAACCAAAAGAGCCCGGCUGCUCUAUGAGAGCAGAAAGAGGGGAAUGUUGGAAAACUGUAUUCUGCUUAGCCUCUUUGCUAAAGAAUAUCUGCACCACAUGACAGAGAAACAGCUGAACCUGUAUGAUCGUCUGAUUAAUGAGCCCAGUAACGACUGGGAUAUUUACUACUGGGCCACAGAAGCAAAACCAGCCCCAGAAAUCUUUGAAAACGAAGUCAUGACGAUGCUCAGAGACUUCGCUAAAAACAAAAACAAAGAGCAGAGACUGCGUGCCCCGGAUCUUGAAUACCUCUUUGAAAAGCCUUGUUGAGCUGUGCACCGCUGCCUGCCACGGGGGCUCAGUCCACAGGCCCUAACAUGAUAGGCAGUGGCCUUGACUUCCUGCCUCUCCUUAGACAGCCCACCCAGACCAUUCGGCUUGCCUCCAAUGAUGGACCCAUCUCUCAGGCCGUGUAAAUGUUCAGUUUGACUCAUUCUGGCAAUUUUGUGCAGUUUUUACGCCUCAGAAGUGGUUGUCAGGGUUGCUGGCACUCAGGUCCGUUUCUGUGGCUGCUGUCUCCGGAGGCAGGCCUCUGCCACAGGAGGGCACUGUAGGUUAGCGAUGGGCCUGGCUCACUGCUUCAGCCACGAGGGGUGUGUGCUCAGUGGGAAGAGGCAGCCAGCGGCCAGUCCCUGAGCAGCCCAGGGCCUUAUUCAAGUGAAAUUCCCCCUUCCCGCCCCCAGUGUGGUCCUUUCUACCAAAGGAAGUGGAUCCAAGCCCCCUGAGCUGAAUCGUUCAAAGGCACCGCAGGCAGAAUGAGGGCAGCAAGCAGGAAUGUGUGGGCCGAAAGGUAAUUAAACCGAAACGUAAUUAAAUAUUAAAGAAUAUUUCACAAAGGAAAAUCACAA
Messenger RNA from Lynx canadensis (Canada lynx), 1149 nucleotides. RefSeq names its product succinate dehydrogenase complex assembly factor 2 (gene SDHAF2). Gene Ontology annotation, biological process: mitochondrial electron transport, succinate to ubiquinone; protein-FAD linkage; mitochondrial respiratory chain complex II assembly. Gene Ontology annotation, cellular component: mitochondrion. The transcript is spliced from 4 exons. Lineage: Eukaryota; Metazoa; Chordata; Mammalia; Carnivora; Felidae. Bases 71 to 571 code for a protein of 166 amino acids. The record is from RefSeq and is a predicted model, not a curated record.